GAAAUCAAGAGCUGGAGGCUUAACUGACUGAGUCACUCAGGUGCCCCCACAUGUAUAUUUUUUAAAUAUGUGAGAAAAAGGUAAUGACAUUACUAACUAUAGUUAACUGAAUUCAAAAGUAUUUACAAGAGUAAAGGAGAUAAUAUAUUUGAAAUUCUCAAGAAAUGGCCUAAAUAAAAUAUUAUUUCUUCAAUUCAGGACAUCUUUCUUCCCAACCUCCCUUCAGUUCAAGACAUUUUAAUAGAGUCUUCUUGUCAGCAUUCAAAACAGCACUAAUUAAAUGCCCUGUAUAGACUUUGUUUGGAUCGUGAUUCAAACAAACCAACAGUAAAAAACAUUUUGGAGAAAAAUGAGGAAUACCAAACACACACUGAGUAUAAAGUAUAUCGAGGAAUUAUUGCUAAAUUUGCUGGUUUUAAUAGUGGUAUCGUAUUUAUAUUUUAAAGCCUUUAUCUAUUAGAGAUACUUGGUAAAGUAUUUAGAGGUAAAGAUAUAUGAUGUCUGGGAUUUGCUUUAAAAUACUCCAGAGGUAUUCAUGAAUUAUUUGUUGAAAGAAAACAAAAUUUUUAAAAAAAAUUCAUGGAAACACAUGGUGGCGCUGUAGGAUAAGAUGAAAUCAGUGCAUGGACAACACUGUGGGCUCCAUUAUUCAGGGAACAGAGAACAUCCAAGCCACUGAGAAGAGAGGGAGUAAAGGAGCUUCAUCUACUAAAGCUGCUGGAGGACUAUAUACUCUCCGGGGGGGGGGGGAUCUUAUUUUUUAAAAUUCAGCUUCAGCUUCCAAAAUUAGGGCUGAACUUAAAUUUUUCUACAAAAGAGGUUGCUGGAAGGAGCCAUGGAGAUCAAAGGGGUGCUCGCUCUGCAGAAAAGGCAAGUCCUGAUUCUCUUUGUUUUGCUGGGAUUAUCUCAGGCGGGUCCUGAAUCGGUGCGAUACUCAGUGGCAGAGGAAACAGAAGUUGGUUCUUUUGUGGCAAAUCUUGCAAGGGAUCUAGGGCUUGGGGUGGAAGAGCUGUCCUCACGGGAGGCCCGGGUAGUGUCUGAUGAUAAUGAAAAGCACUUACAACUUGAUUUACUGACGGGGGAUUUGCUCCUAAAUGAGAAACUGGACCGAGAAGAGCUCUGUGGCUUCACCGAGACGUGUGUGCUACACUUUCAGAUGGUAUUGGAAAAUCCUUUAGAGUUUUUUUGGGGUGAGCUGCAUGUCAAAGACAUAAAUGAUCACUCCCCUAUGUUUCUGGACAAGGAAAUACUUAUUAAAAUAUCAGAAAGUACCAGUAGUGGAACCACAUUCCUAAUGGAGAGUGCCCAAGAUUUGGAUGUAGGAACCAACAGUCUCCAAAACUACACACUUAGCCCUAAUUCUCAUUUCUACAUUAAAAUUCGAGACAGUGGUGAUGGAAAGAUAUACCCAGAACUGGUCCUGGACAGAGCAUUAGAUCAUGAGGAGGAGCCUGAGCUCACAUUAACUCUCAUAGCACUGGAUGGUGGAUCUCCACCCAGGACUGGAACAACUUUGGUUCUCAUCAAGGUCUUGGACAUCAAUGACAAUGCCCCUGAGUUUGCUCAGAGGCUCUAUGAAGUACAUGUCCUGGAGGACACACCUGCUGGCUCCUGGAUUAUCACCAUUUCUGCUAAGGAUAUGGAUUCAGGAAAUUAUGGGAAAAUAUCAUACACAUUUUUGCAUGCAUCAGAAGAUAUUCGUAAAACAUUUGAAAUCAAUCCAAUAUCUGGGGAGGUUCACUUGAGAUCAUGCCUGGAUUUUGAAGUAAUACAGUUCUACACUAUAAAUAUUCAGGCAACAGAUGGUGGGGGUCUUUCAGAAGAAUGCAGUCUUCUGGUUAAAGUAGUAGAUAUAAAUGAUAAUCCACCAGAAGUGACCAUCUCAUCAUUUACAAAGACAAUUCCAGAGAACGCCUCAGAGACUCUGGUUGCUCUUUUCAGCGUCCGAGACCAAGACGCUGGGGACAAUGGGAGGAUGGUUUGCUCUAUUCAAGACGAGCUCCCUUUUUUUCUGAAACCAACCUUCAAGAACUUUUUCACUCUAGUUUCGGAAAAAGCACUGGACAGAGAGACAAGAUCUGAGUACAACAUCACCAUCACCGUCACCGACUUGGGGACCCCCAGGCUGAAAACGCAGCACAACAUCACCGUGACGGUCUCCGACGUCAACGACAACGCCCCCGCCUUCAGCCAAACCACCUACACCCUGCGCGUCCGCGAGAACAACAGCCCCGCCCUGCACAUCGGCAGCGUGAGCGCCACGGACAGGGACUCGGGCGCCAACGCCCAGGUCACCUACUCGCUGCUGCCGCCCGCGGACCCGCAGCUGCCCCUGGCCUCCCUGGUGUCCAUCAACGCGGACAACGGGCAGCUGUUCGCGCUCAGGUCCCUGGAUUACGAGGCGCUGCAGGCGUUCGAGUUCGGCGUGCGCGCGGCCGACCGCGGCUCGCCCGCGCUCAGCAGCCAGGCGCGGGUGCGCGUGCUGGUGCUGGACGACAACGACAACGCGCCCUUCGUGCUGUACCCGCCGCAGAACGGCUCUGCGCCCUGCACCGAGCUGGUGCCCAGGGCGGCCGAGGCGGGCUACCUGGUGACCAAGGUGGUGGCGGUGGACGGCGACUCGGGCCAGAACGCCUGGCUGUCGUACCAGCUGCUCAAGGCCACGGAGCCCGGGCUGUUCGGCGUGUGGGCGCACAACGGCGAGGUGCGCACGGCCCGGCUGCUGAGCGAGCGCGACGCCGUCAAGCACAGGCUGGUGGUGCUGGUCAGGGACAAUGGCGAGCCGCCGCGCUCGGCCAGCGUCACGCUGCACGUGCUGCUGGUGGACGGCUUCUCGCAGCCCUACCUGCCGCUCCCGGAGGUGGCGGCGGCCGAGGCGCGGGCAGACCCGCUCACCGUCUACUUGGUCGUCGCCUUGGCGUCCGUGUCGUCGCUCUUCCUGUUCUCGGUGCUGGUGUUCGUGGCGGUGCGGCUGUGCAGGCGGAGCCGGGCGGCGUCUGCGGGUCGCUGCUCGGGGCCUGAGGGCCACUUUCCGGGCCACCUGGUGGACGUCAGCGGCACGGGGACGCUGUCCCAGAGCUACCAGUACGAGGUGUGUCUGACGGGAGACUCGGGGACCAAUGAGUUUAAAUUUCUGAAGCCAAUUAUCCCCAGCCUUCCAGUCCCUGACACUGGUAGGAAUAUAGGGGGAAAUGAGAACUUGAGGAAUAGCUUUGAUUUCAACAUUCAAUAAAAUUACUUUAAAGUUUGAAUCUUUUGUUAUUCUUGACAAUCUGUGGAUACUUUUUGCCAGUCUAUAAUGAAUAUUAGGCUGUACUAUAGUUGCAUGCACUAUCACUUCUUGCGCUCUCCUUAUAGUUGCUUUGAAAAUAUUAGUGGUCAUAAUGAAAUGGAAAUAUAAUCUGUGUUUUCUGUUUUUUUACACUUAUUUGGUCAUAAAUGUUAUAUUAACAGAGUUAUUAGUAAUUUUUUGUUUUGAUAAUGGUGUUAUUUUGCAAGAUAAUGUUACUAAUUAUUUGGAGGUACAAACUGAUGUAUUAAGAGUGAAUGCCCCUAUAUAUGUGAUUGACUACUAGACAUUACAUUAAGUCAUAAAGAAAAAAUAAAAAGUGCUGUUGGAUCUGGGUGGAAGCAUAUUGGAUUUUAUUGCAGUAUUCACUUUGCAAAGUUUCAUCAUAAAGUUUAAAAAAUGAUACUCCUCCAUAUUCAGUACCUAGGAUACCUUAUUUGCUUGCUUUUUGUAGUGUUUUUCAAGAAUUCACUUUAUGACAAAAUAAAAGUGACCACAUUGAAAAUUA
This is a messenger RNA of Leopardus geoffroyi (Geoffroy's cat), 3797 nucleotides long. RefSeq names its product protocadherin beta-14. Gene Ontology annotation, cellular component: plasma membrane. Gene Ontology annotation, molecular function: calcium ion binding. NCBI's taxonomy places the organism in Eukaryota, Metazoa, Chordata, Mammalia, Carnivora, Felidae. Gene Ontology annotation, biological process: homophilic cell-cell adhesion. The record is from RefSeq and is a predicted model, not a curated record. The transcript has a single exon. Bases 836 to 3232 code for a protein of 798 amino acids.